AAUCUAAAAAUUAAAAUGAGAAAUUACAACUUUCGAUGUUUAUUUUUUAAAUUUUUGGUUGUUUCCAGUAUUGAGCCUGUAAUUUGCAUAUCAUCCGUGACUCGUAACUUCUUCCUUCUAUGUUCCUUUCGUGAAUCAUCUUUCUUAAACUUUCGUCAGUUCAUCAAUUUAAAAGUUUAUCUUGUAAACUGCACAUCAAUCAGUAAAUUGUUUUAGAUUACUGAUCAAUUUAUUCUUCACUGCGCCGUUAUGUUAAUAAUUAUAUUGUGCUUUAGCGUCGAGAACACUCGUCCAUCUCUCACAAUUCUUAAAUAGAAAUUAAAUGAGGUAAUUGCAAGCACAACAUUGCACGAACUAAAAGCCGCUCAGCAAAACAGCACAGCAUUAACAAACAAGUUGCACCGCAAAGCGUAAAUUGCACAGCUGAAGCUAAUUUCUGAACCAUUUCAAAGAUCUUUGAUGUUGACGUGGAACUGCUGUGGUUUCUUUUCUUGGAACUCUCAGGUACAGCCAGGCGGUGUUGACAAGGACUCAAUCAUCAAUUCUCUUAAACGCCAGCACCGUGAGUCUAUGGUGGACCUAUUGAGGAGGCAGCUAAAUGAGCAGUUGGAGCUGGCCGAAAAGCAACUUCUUCCUAAGCAAGAGGAACUGGAGAGGCUGAUGCGACUGUCCCAGGAGGAGAAGAUGAAAUCCCUGGCUGAUUUACACGCCAAGCAAAUGAAUGAAUUAAGAAAAAGCCAAGACAACCAGAACAGAGAAGAACUCAAAGUGUUGGCGCGUCAACAUUCCAAGAAAGAUGAACUUCAAAGGAGGAAACGAGAGGAAAACAAAAAGCAUAUAGAACAAGCAGUCAAAGAAAGACAAAAGAUGGCAGAGUUCCACAAGAAAGAGAGCGAGGAGUUAGAGAAGGAACACGAUAAGCUAUACGAAACUCUCGAUGAGGACUGGAAAAAGAGUUCACAAGACCUUCGGACUCUGCACGAAACGAAAGUGAAACAUUUAAGUGUGUGUGACCUGGAGAUCACAUAUGCUUCACUUUAUGGCGACAAGGUAACCAAGCUGUAAUUUUGGACGCCAGGUUACAAUGUCUUUAGUGGCGAGGUUGCCAAGCCGUCAACUGGAAAAGGAUUUACCCGCACAAGUCAAAUCGUGCAAUAAGCUAAUCCUGUAGUAGGGAUAUUACUUUUUAUCAGGGAAAGCCCAGGGUAAAACUGGCCUAGAUAAAAUUCUUUCUCUUUGGCCAUCGUAGCUUUAUUUAAUCAGGUAUUGUUGGGAUUGGUCAUUAUUCCGAGGGACUCGUAAUUUAUUUAAAAGUGAUAAUAUUUAUUGUCAAGCAUCCUCCUGGGCAGUAAAGUAAGGUAAUUUAUUUAAAAAAGGAUAAUGUCUUAGUGUGCUUGCUUGCGCCUCUUAGCUAACGAAAGCCUCAGGUGUGUCUGGUUGUUGUACAGGUGUUUUUAUUUCUUUUUCUUCACAAAAGAUAACGAACAUUUCAGGUUUUUUCCCUACAUGAUACACAUGAAUAACAGCUUGUGACAUACAUAGUCAUAUUUCUUUUUCUUGCUCAUAAUCAUAAUUUGUUUUUUUGCUCAUAAUCAGGAAACAAUUCCUUUAAUG
Messenger RNA from Stylophora pistillata, 1614 nucleotides. RefSeq names its product 1-phosphatidylinositol 4,5-bisphosphate phosphodiesterase classes I and II. The record is from RefSeq and is a predicted model, not a curated record. Gene Ontology annotation, cellular component: cytoplasm. Gene Ontology annotation, molecular function: calcium ion binding; phosphatidylinositol-4,5-bisphosphate phospholipase C activity. Gene Ontology annotation, biological process: phosphatidylinositol-mediated signaling; release of sequestered calcium ion into cytosol; phosphatidylinositol metabolic process. NCBI's taxonomy places the organism in Eukaryota, Metazoa, Cnidaria, Anthozoa, Scleractinia, Pocilloporidae.